UUUUUCUUUUCUUUUUUUUCUUUUCUCUCUUCUUUCCAUUUUAAACACAAGAAAUGAAAAUACAUGCAUUACUUUUACUUCUUCUUCAUGGCGUGACAUGUUUUCAACGCGAUUAUAACAACCGAUUGUACUAUACUGUGAAAACUACAAACCCCAACAUUGCUCAACUAGCAGCGACGCUGGAUGCGCGUUACGAAGGCCAAGUGGGCGAAUUAAAGCAACACCAUUGGAUCAGCAUCCCCAAAUCCUCACCUCAUAUCACUCGUCGAUUUCAUAAACGAGAUAUGUUACUUUCACCUCAAAUUCCUUCCCGUCAUCGUCUUUUCAAACGUGCCCCACCACCGCCGACAGCGCCGGUACUUGAAAACACAGAGGAAGAAUAUAAAUUAAACAAUCAGACACCACCACUGAACUUACCGUUAUUGACAGAUACAGAUGGAUACGCACGCAUCAAGACGAUCUUGAAUAUCACGGAUCCUGGCUUUGAUCAACAAUGGCAUUUAUUAAAUCGGAACGAGAUGGGACAUGAUGUCAAUGUGACAGGAGUGUGGAGUCAAGGUAUCACUGGUAAAAAUGUCAUUGUUGCUAUUCUGGAUGAUGGAUUGGAUAUGGAUCACCCAGACCUCCAUGACAACUACUUUGCCGAGGGUUCGUAUGAUUUUAAUAAUCAUGUAAAGGACCCACGUCCUCGUUUACAAGAUGAUACACAUGGCACACGUUGCGCUGGAGAAAUUGCAGCUGUCAAGAACGAUAUCUGUGGGCUGGGUGUAGCCUACGAAGCCAAAGUCUCUGGAAUUCGAAUUCUUUCAGGUGAGAUCACUGAAGCGGAUGAAGCGGCUGCUUUAAAUUAUGCCUACCAAGAAAAUCACAUCUACAGCUGUUCCUGGGGUCCACCGGAUUUAGGCGAAGUAGCAGAGGCUCCUCAGGGAAUUCUACUGGACGCUAUUCAAAAUGGAAUUGACAACGGUCGCAAUGGAACAGGAUCUAUCUAUGUCUUUGCAUCGGGUAAUGGUGGAGCCAAUGAUGACAAUUGUAAUUUUGAUGGCUAUACCAAUAGUAUCUUUACGAUUACGGUUGGUGCGGUGGAUAAAAUGGGCAAUCAUCCUUAUUACUCUGAGAAAUGUGCUGCUCAGCUUGUCGUCACUUAUUCCAGCGGUAGUGGAGGCUAUAUUUAUACAACAGACGUAGGAGAGAAUCAAUGCUCGGAACGCCACGGAGGUACAAGUGCUGCAGCCCCUUUAGCAGCUGGCGUAUUUGCCCUUGUUCUAUCGGUACGACCUGAUCUCACUUGGCGUGAUCUGCAACACCUUUGUGUUCAAUCUGCUAUUCCCAUCUCCUUGGACGAUGAUGAUUGGUCUGUUUUACCUUCAGGACGUCAAUUCAAUCAUAAAUAUGGCUAUGGUAUCCUAGACGCUUACCGUAUUGUGGAGUUGGCAAAAGGAUUUCGAUCUGUACGAGCACAAACACAUCUUUCCAUUACAUCAGAGAUUGAUGUCGAUAAUACCCCAUUGUCCAUACAAGAUAUAACACCAGUUGCUAACAAUAGUAUAGAUCCUUCCACCGCAUUCACAAGUACAUUAACUGUGACGAAGGAAAAUAUACAAAAGCAUGGAUUGAGUCGGUUAGAACAUGUGACGGUGACAGUGAAUAUCGAGCAUCAACGAAGAGGCGAUCUUGAGAUAUUGGUGGAGAGUCCGAACGGAGUGUCAAGUCAAUUGGGCACACCACGUAAAUAUGAUACCAGUAGUGAUGGUUUGAUCAACUGGACGUUUAUGACGGUAAAGCAUUGGGAGGAGAGUCCGGUGGGGAAUUGGACGUUGCGUGUGGUGGAUGGACGUAAUCCAGAAUACCGUGGACAGUUUGUUGACUGGACAUUAACGUUAUGGGGAGAAUCAGAGAUUGGAUUCUUCGUAGAGAAUAAGACCGAGCAUGAAAAGAAUGGGACAAGAAAGGAACCUACACAAUCCUUUAUGGAUACAACGAAUGAGGAUGAAAAGGAAGAAGGAUCAUUUGGAUUGUAUGGAUUGGUGUCUGUGUUUAUGUUGUUUAGUUUGGCUAGUACUGCUUAUGUUGUAAAGAAGUACAUGUUGGGUACACAUCAGUAUGUAAAACCUACAGAAGAAGAUACCUAUGAGUUUGAUAAUUUAUUGACGCAGGAAGAAAGUGAUGAAGAUUAAAAACCUGUGUGUGUGUGUGUGUGUGUGUGACGGAAUGUGAAACAGUGCUCUUCUGUUUUUUAAAAAAAUAAAAAAUAAAAAUAAAACCCC
This is a messenger RNA of Mucor mucedo, 2267 nucleotides long. RefSeq names its product serine endoprotease Kex1. Gene Ontology annotation, biological process: protein processing. Gene Ontology annotation, molecular function: serine-type endopeptidase activity. Gene Ontology annotation, cellular component: trans-Golgi network; Golgi membrane. The record is from RefSeq and is a predicted model, not a curated record. The coding region runs from base 54 to 2177 and encodes 707 amino acids. The transcript has 3 exons. NCBI's taxonomy places the organism in Eukaryota, Fungi, Mucoromycota, Mucoromycetes, Mucorales, Mucoraceae.